AUGGGUGAGAAAACUAGCAAUGGCCUGCUGCUUCUGGACAAAUGUGCUGAGCACAACCAGUGCCUCACUAACUUGAUGUUCAGACUUGCAAACAACAUUUGUUGGCAAGACCAUGUCUCCAACCUGGAGGUCUUGGAUUACAUGGUGUCCACCAGCACUAAGUCUCUGAUUAUCCGAGCCCAGAUGCAGACUUUACGCGGCUGCCUUUCCAUGGCGGUGGCGGUGCUUCGGAGCCUGGACGAGCCGGUUCCCCAGGACCUGCCAGCGGCCACGGGGUUGCUGCUGGCUCCGGCCAAGGGAGAGUGGGCGACGGCCGGCCUGAGCGGCGUGCUAGUGUUGGCCGGGCUGGGGGGAGGAGACACCGGGGGAGGUCAGUCUCUCUGGGUGACCCCUGGCUGCUUGCACAGCCUGGGUCUCUUCCAAGGGGAGUGGGUAGUGCUGCGGAGGCGCGAGGGAGGCUUCCAGUGGAGCGCAGCCCGCCACUUGGCGUCUGUGCAAGUUCUCAGGCCCCGGUGGUAUUUCGCGCCCAGAGAAAUCGAGGACAGGCACCACCGAGCCACUAUUGCGGACGUGUUUCUGAAUGAGAAUGCGUUGAUUCCUGCCAGUUUGGCUUUCAACCUCUCCUGCGAUCCUUUGGAAGAGAGCCUCCUGAAAAUACAGAGAUAUGGGGAAGCUACUGGUGUCCAAGAGAUAAAAGGAAGUCGAUCUUUGCUAUCUGUGCCACCUGUUGCCAAGGAACUACACAUAGAGAUUGUGACCUCACCAACCUACAACACCAGAGGAAUCUAUGAUCAAAUUCUUUACCAGCACUUUCAAACUCCCAGGCUUGUACAAGAGGAGGAUAUUCUGUGUCUUCCAACUGUUGGCCAUCCUGAGUUCUUAGAAGACAAUUCAGCUAAGUUUAUUAGAUGGCCAGAGCUCUGCUUCAAGGUGAAAAAGAUAUUACCAGCAGAGGAAAUACAGCAAAGUAUGGGGUACUUAGCUGAUACUCAGAAUACUACUUUGUUCCUGGUAGGUUCUACAAACAGUGCUAUUCCAUCUUUUCCAUCUCAUAAUGGCUGUAGUUUUUGGAGCAGUUUGUCUCCUGCUGGGCUUUGCAGUGCAGUGAACCAGCUCUGUGACAUCCUUGGCCCUCAUUUACACUAUAGGGAAACACUGCUAAAUGGAUCUGGAAGCAUUCUUCUUUCAGGACCCAGUGGUGUAGGGAAAAUGACAGCUGUCAGAGCUGCCUGUAGCCGCCUCAAUCUUCAUUUCUUCAAGGUGGGUUGUGUUGCUUUGUGUGGUGAUACAAGUGGAUCUACAGAAGUAAAACUACACAGCGCCUUCUCACAAGCUGAGCUCUAUAGUCCUUGUGUCCUGCUGAUGAAAGAUGUAGAGCUGCUGGGAAGAGAACGUGAUGGAUUGGGGGAGGACUCCAGGGUCAUUCUUGCACUAAGGCACCUUCUCUUGGAAAGAGAGACAGAUACUAGUUAUCCUGUGCUGGUGGUAGGCACAACAACCAAGCUUGCAGAUGUCCCUUCAGAUGUGCAAACAGCAUUUCUUCAUGAGAUGAAAAUUGAAGCACCAACUGAAGAGCAGAGGAAGGCCAUUAUUAGCAUGCUAACGCAGAAUUUUCCACUGGGGAAAGAAGUAAGCCUGACCAAGCUAGCCCAGCAGAGUGCGGGCUUUGUGCUAGGAGAUUUCUGUGCUUUACUUUCCCACAGCAGCCGCGCUGCCUGUACAAGGAUACAGAAUUCAAGCUUCCCAGGAGGACCAAAUGAGGAGGAAGAAUAUGAUUUUUAUGCUGCUGGUUUCCCUCUUCUAGCAGAAGAUUUCAGUGUUGCACUAGAUAAACUCCAUGAUGCUCAUUCACAGGCAGUAGGAGCCCCAAAGAUUCCCUCAGUCUUCUGGCAAGAUAUUGGAGGGCUUCAGAAUGUAAAAAAGGAGAUCCUGGACACCAUUCAGCUUCCAGUAGAACACCCAGAGCUACUGUCUUUAGGCCUUCACCGCUCUGGCCUUCUGCUCUAUGGUCCUCCUGGAACAGGGAAGACAUUGCUAGCUAAAGCAGUAGCAACAGAGUGCACCAUGACUUUCCUCAGUGUAAAGGGUCCUGAACUUAUUAGCAUGUAUGUUGGGCAGAGUGAAGAGAAUGUCCGUGAAGUAUUUGCCAGAGCUAGGGCAGCUGCUCCCUGCAUUAUCUUUUUUGAUGAGCUUGAUUCAUUGGCUCCCAAUCGUGGACGAAGUGGGGAUUCAGGGGGUGUGAUGGACAGAGUUGUAUCCCAGUUACUAGCAGAGCUGGACGGGCUUCAUUCUUCUCAAGAUGUAUUUGUUAUUGGGGCUACAAACAGACCUGAUCUGCUGGAUUCAGCUUUACUCCGGCCAGGCAGAUUUGAUAAGUUGGUUUAUGUAGGUAUAAAUGAAGACCGAGAUUCUCAGCUGCAAGUACUGAGUGCCAUCACCAGAAAGUUUAAGAUGGACCCAUCAGUGAAUCUUCUUAGUGUCCUAGACAAAUGCCCUGCAGAGUUAACAGGAGCAGACUUGUAUGCACUCUGCUCAGAUGCCAUGAUGUUUGCUAUCAGAAGAAAAGUGGAAUGGAUAGAAGAAGGUCUGGAUACAGAAAGCUCAGAAUUCACUCUUACCAUGGAGGAUUUUGUACAAGCUGCAACAAGGUUACAGCCUUCUGUUUCUGAAACAGAGCUGCAUAGAUACAAAUUGAUCCAGCAGAAAUUUGCUGCUUGAUUUGAACAAACAUGACUGAGAGAAAAAUAUCCAUAUAACUCCAAAAAUACAGAAUAAAAGUUGGCAUGAGAACAUUGUUCCUGUUGAAGAAAUAGCAAUGACUCAGUCACAAUUUGAUGGAUUCAGAUGAGUUAGAAAAAUGAGUUGUAGCCAUGGAACUGCUGUUCAGCUGCAUAGGAUGUGUUGCAAAUCAGUCCUCAUUCAUGCUUGGGAUCAUUGCUUAUACAAGGUGAUCAGCAUCAGACAGGAAAUCUUGGGACACUAAUAACCUGAGCCUUUGAAUUCUGAGGGAAAUGUCUGUAAGUAUUUAAAGAUAUCUAAAUAAAGACUGAAUUGCUUUAUUUGGAAAACAGAAAUGCCAUUUAUGUAAUUCACUUAGAGAGAAUCUGUCGUUUCUCCAUAAAUGUGAAAUAGGAUGUGUAUGUGUGUGUGGUUUUUUUCUGGGUCUGAAGUGGAGAGAGAAUCAGCAGUACUCAGAUUUUAAGUACUCUCACUCUAGGGAAGCAACUGAGAAAAUAUGGUUGUAAUUGUUUCCUACAGCUGGUCUUGCUCACAUACUGGCUUCUCUCUGCUUUGAGGUAGUUUUACGAAUUUUAUAACCUUUUACAUUUUUGGAAAUUCACAAAGCAAGAAAUUUGGAAUUCAGGCGACCCUUACAUACGUUAACCGUCAAUCUAAAAUGAAAUGGUAGUUCUUUGCCACCCCAUUGCUAUAGGGCUGUGCAAAAAUGAAAGUGUUGCUCUUUCUAAUGAGGGGACUUUUUAAAAGAAGGCUCUUGCAUUAGUGGGUAGUUAAAAUAAAUUUCUUUGUUCUAGGCCUUAUUCUACAGGUGCAGCAGCAAAAGAUAGAAACAGGUAGAGGUGCUUACUACAAUGGACAGUGAAGGCAGGAAGUGAAUUUAUUUGAAGUUAUUUUUCCCCAUAUCAGGUAAAAGGUAACUUACCAUUUGUCUGUUGUGAUGGGAAAUUUAUUUAGAAAUUCACUCCCUGCCUCCAGAAAUAUUAUUGAUUUAUUUUGUGAACAGGAAGAAUUUAAGAACUUCACUCUACUCCUCCCAAACUAACAUUAAAUAGAUGAAAUGGGAAAAGCCAUUUUACUCUGUUAGAACCAAGCUUCAAAAGUAGGCCCAGUUCUAGGAUUCAGUGAUGCUUUACUAAUGGUAUCUGCAACUCCUCUAUUACAAUAGCUAGCUCCCCAUUAUAUCUUUGAUCAUUCCCACUAACCCCCCCUUCCCCUGAUUAGUGGGAACAAUCAUUACAUAGAAAUACUAUCUUCAUUAGUGGAAGCACUGAGGGUGAAGGGUGUGGGUGUUUUUAAAGGUCAAGGACACACAUAGGAAAUAGGUACAUGUUAGUCACUGAGCUAACAAGGGUCCUACCUUUAGUAUUAUACAAAAUAUCCUUUAUGAAUAAUUUUUGACUGCAAAUUCCCAAUGACUGGGAUUGCACAAUGAUAAGUGUACCUUAGAAUUCCCUAUUAGACUCUCCUGCUUAAGGAGAUCCAAGAAUCUCACAAGGUGUUGGAAGCAUGUGCCCUUCACACUGUGUUAGACUCAGUCCUGAUCAGCUCUGGCUAGUGCAGGCAGUAGGCAGUGAAAAGGAAUAUAGUCCAAGUUCACUUGAAGGGGCACUGAUUCCCCAGACACAAUAAAGCAUGAAAUAACGUUUUUCCCCCCUCUUUCCUUUCUUCCCAGCCCUUGAAGAUAUAGGCAUCACUGCAAUCAUUAUAGUCUAAUAUAGAUGCAAAUUAUUCAGGCAUCUUCAGCAAAAGAAGGGGGAAAGUAUCAAGAGAGAACAAUGUACAUUUUAGCCAACUAUGCAACUGAGAUUGAGAUGCAAAGCAAUCUUACCCCCACUUUCUUC
Messenger RNA from Python bivittatus (Burmese python), 4580 nucleotides. Lineage: Eukaryota; Metazoa; Chordata; Lepidosauria; Squamata; Pythonidae. The record is from RefSeq and is a predicted model, not a curated record.